AUGUCAGAAGAAGUUAAAGUAAACGGUCUUUCUGAACUUUUAGCAAAACUAGAUAGUUUAAAAGAACAAAAUGAUGUGUAUAUUUUAUUCACUGGUUCCAAGGAUUCCUCAGGAAAUAGCUGGUGCUCUGAUUGUAAUGAUGGUAAGAUCUUAUUUAAGGUGGCUCAAUUACCUGAAUAUACAUAUUACCCAUACUCCAUAGCAAUGUAAAUUCUAAGUUUUGAAGGAUUUGUAAGAAAUGUCUGUAGGAAUUGACUCAGUGUUUAACACUCAAACAUUUCUUACAAAUCCUUCAAAACUUAGAAUUUACUCAAUUUUCCUAUGCAAAAUUCCCACUGUGAUCACAGAAACUUUGAUAGUGUAGACCAGGUUUAAGGGAGAGCACUGUUCAGUGGGUUAACUCAUCAGAAUUAUCAAACUGUUUGUAUUUCACAUUUUCAGCUGAUCCAGUGAUCAAGAAAUGUUUGCCAAAUGCACCAGAAGGAUCUGUGUUUAUUUGUUGCAUUGUUGGCGACAGGUCAGUGUAAGUAUGUGUGGUUGUGCAUUGUUAUGUGGUGGUACGCUUGUCACCAUGCAAGAUGAAUGCUUUCAGUUACCAAACUCUGCUUUCAACACCAUGGCAUGUAUAUGCUGAUAACUAAAGCCUUGGUCAAACAAAGAUCCAUGAGAGUUGAUGAGGGUUGAAACUCUCGCUCACAUUCGACUCUCAUCAACUUUGAACUGGCUCAAAAUUUUUUGCUACACACACGGUCAUACUCAGUGAAUUGAGAAAACUGCUUCUAAACUCUCAUCCUCGUUUGCCCAGGUCAUACCUUUUUUGUUCCAGGUGGAAGGAUCCUGAAAAUGAGUUUAGAAAACAUCCACAGUUUAAAUUAACUGGCAUUCCUACGUUGAUCAAGUGGAAAACAGUAAGUACACCAUUUGCACUUCCUCCCAAAAAACUUGCCCCCACCCCUGAAAUUUUGCCCCCCCUCCCAUCCCUCCCCCCACCUCAUUCUUGCCCCUCCCCCCAUUCCUGCACCUCCCUUCCCCCCACCCCCCCUCAUUCUUGCCCCCACCCUGAGAAACUUACCAUAGUAACUACAAUUGUACUACACUACAUGUACAAUGCUUUUUGUCACGACAGGCUAACCGUCUUGGCCCAGAUGACUGCAAGAAACAAGAUUUAGUGGAAAUGAUUUUUGAAGAUUAA
This is a messenger RNA of Paramuricea clavata, 1192 nucleotides long. Lineage: Eukaryota; Metazoa; Cnidaria; Anthozoa; Malacalcyonacea; Plexauridae. The record is from the annotation of a GenBank genome assembly.